Molecule: messenger RNA, 3213 nt
Organism: Labrus bergylta (ballan wrasse)
Lineage: Eukaryota; Metazoa; Chordata; Actinopteri; Labriformes; Labridae
Source: RefSeq, a predicted model, not a curated record
CAGCUCCGAUCUGCUCAUCACCAACACCAGGAGGAGCUGAACCGAACCAAGAGAGACUGUGAGAGAGAGAUACGCCGACUGAUGGAUGAGAUAAAGCUGAAGGACAGAGCGGUCAGUGUUUUGGAUAAAGCCCUCGGCCUUCAGGCUGGCCACGCCCACCGCCUCCAGCUGCAGACUCAGGCUGCAGAGCAGCAAAUCGCAGUCCUGAGAGAUGCCCAGAGGGCGGGGCUUACCCCUCCUGGCCAAGGCCCUAACCCCGCCCCUAACACUUCUGCUCACAUUACUCAGGAGGAUCGGGACACUCGCAGGUUUCAGCUGAAGAUCGCUGAGCUCAGUUCGGUCGUCAGGAAGUUGGAGGAUCGAAACGCUCUGCUGUCUGAAGAACGCAACGAGCUGCUGAAGCGCCUGCGGGAGGCGGAGUCCCAGUUUCUUCCUCUCCUCGAUAAAAACAAGCGCCUGAGCCGGAAGAACGAGGAGCUCGCUCUCGCUCUGCGUCGCCUCGACAACAAGCUCCGCUUCGUCACCCAGGAGAACAUGGAGAUGGUAACUAUGAGGAGGCCGAGCUCUCUGAACGACCUGGAUCGCAGCCACUCCUCCAGUUACCAUGGUUACAGCCAGGACGACAGCGAGAUGGAGUUUCUGCGCUUACAAGUCCUGGAGCAGCAACACAUCAUCGAAGACCUUUCCAAGGCUCUUGAGACGGCCGGUUAUGUGAAGAAUGUUAUUGAGAGAGACAUGUUGUUGAGAUACAGACGGCAGGACUCUGUGAGGAGGAAACGAACCAUCAGAGCCUGCAGGGUUAUUGAGACGUUCUAUGGUUAUGAUGAGGAAGCCUCGAUGGACUCUGAUGGAUCGUCUCUUUCAUUUCACACGGACAGAACUCCAGAUACUGAACCGGAGGAGGUGUGUGUGCGUGAGGACGGGGAGCUCCGUUACCGCCAGUUGACUCAGGAGUAUCAGGCACUGCAGCGAGCGUACGCCCUGCUGACGGAGACGAGCGGAGGGAACUACGACCCCGAGAAGGAGAUCAAAACCAGAGAGCAGCUGCUGAGUGAAAUCAGUCGAUAUGAGUGCAGAGUUGUAGAUUUGGAGUCAGCUCUGAAACAACAAGGACUGGAUGUGAAGUGGGUGGAGGAGAAGCAGGCGCUGUAUCAGAGGAAUCAGGAGCUGGUGGAGAAGGUGCGUCAGAUGGAAGGUGAAGACCUGCGUCUGAAAAAUGACAUUCAGGAUGUCAGAGAUCAGAACGAGCUGCUGGAGUUUCGUAUUUUAGAGCUUGAGGAGCGGGAGAGACGCUCACCUGCCAUUAGCUUCAAUCAUUACCUUUUCCCAGAAGGCCUCAGUCCUCUGCAGAUCUACUGCGAGGCCGAGGGAGUCACUGAGAUUGUGAUCAGUGAGCUGAUGAAGAAGCUCGACAUUCUGGGAGAUAACGCCAAUCUGUCCAAUGAGGAGCAGGUGGUGGUGAUUCAUGCCAGAACUGUGCUCACUCUGGCAGAGAAGUGGUUGGAGUCCAUUGAGGUGACCAAGUCGGCUCUGCAGCAGAAGAUGUUGGACAUCGAGAGUGAGAAGGACCGCUUCAGCAAACAGAAGGGUUACCUGGACGAGGAGCUGGACUAUAGGAAGCAGUCGAUGGAUCAGGCACACAAGAGGAUCCUGGAGCUGGAGGCCAUGCUGUUUGAAGCUCUGCAGCAGGAGGAGGGGCUUAAGAUGGAGGAGGGUCGUCUGUCGGAAACGCUGACGGAGGAUGAGAGGGAGGGGCUUAGGAGAGCAAUGGACCAAUGGAAACGAACGUUGAUGUUUGAGCUGAGAGAGAGAGACGCCCAGAUCCUCCGAGAGAGGAUGGACCUACUGCAACUCAUGCAACAGAGGAACAAGGACCUGGAGGAGUUUAUUGAAGCACAGAAGCGACAGAUUAAAGAGCUGGAGGAGAAGUUUCUGUUCCUGUUUUUAUUUUUCUCUUUGGCAUUCAUCCUGUGGUCCUAACAACAGCAGAGUCCACAGGCCUCCACAGUCCAGCGGCUGAAAUCCCGGCGCUCCGGCUCCUUCAGGAUCAGACCAAAGGAUCACAGGACUUAGAAGGUUUCAGGGUUAAAAAAACCAGCAGCGGACUGACCUAUGACCCACCUCUGGCUGCUGUCGGCCGACUCUGGAAGUUCACCGUCACAGAAGUAGAAUGAAGACCAGAGAGUGGUUUCCAUGGCAACACAACAGAUGACCGUUGUCUUUGAGAGAAGCGAAGACUGUACCUUGGUACCAUGCUAACUAGCCCGUUAGCUACUUUUAGCUGCUCCUGAGAUGUAGCCGACAAACACGUCGUGGCCUGCUGGGCUAAAAUGGUGCUAACUUCACACAGCGUCAGCUCGGCUAGCUUGUGUUUUAUCAAUGCUAGCUAAGUUAGCUGAGUUUGCACAGUCGACUCCGCUGGUGGACUUCAGUGUUGAAGCGGUGUAAAUGGAUAAACUGACUCGUUUGAGCUGGAGGGACAGUUUGGUUGAAACAUCAGAAUCUGGUUUUCUCCUUCUUGUCUGCUCGGGGAUAAGUUCAGAUCAACUUAACUUAAAUCCGAUUGGCUGUAGAGAGCUCCAGCUGUACUCAUGGACCUACGGUUACCAUUAGUAACCACGAUGUAACUGAAUCAUCCCGGGGACCAAAAAGUGACCAAGGGCCGAUGUCUUCAUUAGGAGGUGUGAUGGAGGUCAGAGGUCAGAGCUGCUACAAGAAAAGGCACCGUCGAGACAAAGCAUGAAGUUUGAUUUUAAAAAGUCUGAAACUGUUUUAAACCCGGUUCAGUUUUUUUUUUACCUGGUUUAUUUCUUAACCUGGUUUUACUAUCCCGAGACCUAAACUGGAGCAGAUCAGAACGAGGAGAGAUUUCACAGGAAGGUUCGUCAGCAACAAAACAAAACCUUUACAUAUAUUAUAUCAUAGUAUAUUAUAUUAUAUUAUAUUAUAUGAGCACUCUUUAUUGUCCUCACUGGAGUGGAUAAGAGUAAAUGUGGAGUAAAGAGAAAGUGUUUGAUUUUGUCUGUGUGGAUUUCUUUCCCUGUCGGUGUUAAAACUGAAGCAGCUUCAGAAAAACCCGAUGAAUCCGUUGACGUUUUAAAAACUGUUGUUAUUUUAUUAUUCAGAUGAUAUUUUUCUAUCUGCUGCGAGUCUGUGUCAGUGAACAUCUGAAGAGUCGACACUUCGAUUACAGAUUAAAAAUGGUGGAAAUGA